CAUAUUUUAUAGGUGAAGUAUAAUAGAAAGAAUUGAUGAUUGGGAAGAAAUGGGGAUGGGAUCGAACGUGUCCCGACGAGACUUCCCUUUUAGGGAAAGGGCGACGACCCGAACGCAUGAUGCUGACUGAAUACAAAGCCAAGUGGAAAUCCUCUGGAUUGAUUAUAGCGACACUCGCAGUCGUCAUUUUCUUCAGCAAUUAUUACAAAAACUGGAAAGUUUUUGGAACCUUCCGAAGCUUCAUCAGAGUCGACAAUAACAAAACCAACGUAGUCUUCAAUCUGUCUGGUGCCAUGAUCAGCAUCGAGCCGCAAGAUGUCGCUUUGCAUGGGAUUGUGAACUCGAAACUGGUCCUCGAGCCAAUGGAGUUCCCGGAAAAGGCGAUAUACUUGUUGGAAACUUCGGGAAGACCCUUGUUGAGUGCCAAACAAUUGUGCAGUGUCGAAUCAGCAGCCAGACACAACCCUGAGAACCCAAUAGUUGUUUUGGUAGCAGCUCAGCAAUUGUUUUAUCCCACGUUGGCAACGCUGAUCCGAUCACUGCAUCCCAACGUUCGUUUUCGGCAUCUCGAUUUUCACGAGGUUCUUUCCAAUUCUGCUCUUAGUGAUUUGAAUCUGACGGACACUUUGAAGAGAAGCAGAUUCAUCACAGAACACGCCAGUGACUUGCUUCGAUUUGCCAUUUUGCAUCAACAUGGUGGCAUUUACAUGGACUUGGACACGAUUGUUAUGACAAGAUUUCCAAACAUUUCCAAUGGAGUAUCGACAGCAGCUAGCAAUGGUACUUACUUGAAUGGCGCCUUUUUGAUCUUCCAAAAAGGACACCCCGUAUUGCUCGACUGCAUGAAUGAUAUAAAAAGCAGCUUUGACACAUUGAACUUCAAUGGGAAUGGGCCACAGAGGAUCACGGACGCCAUGCGCAAAUGGUGCCACACUCCAGACUUGGAGCCAAACACGACGUGCGGCGACGUGUUUCUUUUCCCCUCGGACCAGUUCUCAUUUGUCGACUGGAGUCUCGCCGACGCCGCCUUUGACGAGUUCCCGGAAAAUGCGGACGAGUACGUGGCGGCAUUGUUGGCGGCCAAUGCGACCGUGUUGCACUACUACAAUGAUCGGUCGUGCUCGUGGGAUGUGCGGCUCCGGUGCGACGCCGACGCCGACGGCGGCGGCGGCGGAGACGGCGACGGCGGUGAUGGUGGCGGCUGCGGUGGGAAUUCUGCAGUCGCCAGAAUGGCGAAGAUACAUUGCCCGAUCGUGACUGGGUUCUCUGGCGAGUGGUUGUGGGGGUUCCCUGAUUCCGGGCCCGGGAUUUUAUGAUCACUUUUCUUCAAACUUUUUUUUUCUUUAAAAUGUUGAUUGAUAAUGAGCGAGAGAAUCAUUAUUAUCGGGAAUCCAUCAGAUGGUCUGUUUUGAGUGUAAAGAAAAAUAUUGAGAACAUGGAUGGGACCAAAUCCGCCGAAAACCUUCUGGACUGCUGGAUUCCUACUUUUUUUUCUUUCUUACCAGUAUCACAAAAGCUUUUAUCCAAGCAAGUGACUGGUUUAUAGAUAUAGCCACCAGAAAAACUAGAAUCCGUGGUAUUCAGUGAGAUUUUUGUUUACAAAAAAGGCGGAGCACCCCAUAUACUGUAUAAACCUGCUGGCUUUAUGCGUAAGUCUAGAAAACGAAUUCAAUUUAUUUCUUCUGCUGGGUGGUUGAGACCUUAUGAAAAUUCCGUACUAUCCAGAAUUAUCCUUGAAUGCUACACACAAAUCCAUUAUUUACCCUUGAUGAGUGGCACAAUCAGCAUAUUUUUACAUAAGCUUGCUGCCCGUUGAAUCACAAAUUAAAAUCUCCCAAUCUCAUGGAAAUAUCCAGAAUACAAAACUGUUCGUGCAGUGGGGCUGAAAGAUGCAGACAAAACAACUUCUCAGACGGUGUCCAUAUUUUGGAACAUCUGCAAGAUAGUUUACAUUUUCCCGUGGACGUCAUGAUGAAAUUUCAUCUCACUUCUCAUGUUUGGCAAGAAAUUGAAAAAGCAUUUCAAAAAUAUGGAAGAAAACUAUUUUGUUUACUUUCAAGUGCAGGAGAUAGCAGUACAUAACGAAGAAAACUGCACAGAGUAUGUCAUUUUUGGCAGAAAAUGAGUUUAAGAGGUAAAUAAAACUCAGAUAUUGUUUUACUUUACUUCAGACAGUUGAUGAAAACUGCUGUGAGAAGAGAAGCAAAAAAUUGGCAUGUUUGGAAAACAUAUGAGGGUACAUUUAAAAUAAGAGUCAUUUUGACGGUAAAGUAUGUCAAUGGUAUAAUUCAACUGGUUCAAUAAAUAAAAAUUUUAGUUCACUUUUCACUUUUCUGGAUAUUUUGGCAAAUUAUUAUUCAUAUCUUGAGAUAUUGUUGAAUUGCUGAGGCAGAUUUUAAUGUUUACAGUGGACUGUUUAUUGGGAUAUCCAUAUAUUUUGGCCUUGUGGGUUAUUGUAUUUUGUUUGGCCAUCACAGGGUUUGAAACAAAAAGUUUAAUAAAUAAAUGUAGUGCCAACUCAAGUAGUAGUGCACUAGUGCCACAAGAAAUCUUUUGUGAUGUUUAAAAAAGGGCAGAAAUUGAAGUAAACUUGGGCAUUUUUCCAAGGAUAUUGCUGGAUUCUACUAGGACUUUUGAAUGAGAAUCAAAUCCCCAUGCCAUAAUAAAGCUCAGGAUAAAUGUGAAAACUAUAUUUGGAAUUUACAUUAGUUGAAAAUAUAUUGCAUUGUAUGAAUGCAAUAUAUUCAAGGAAAAUAAAAAAGUGGAAGCUUUUGUGGAAACAUUGGUGAUUCCUUCAUGAUGGCACUUGAUAUAAAACUAUCUCAAAUGUUCACAAAAUCUUGAGGAACAGAUGUGAUCUUUAGCUAGAUGUCAUACGCUAAAAAAACUUUAAUACAUUUUGCCUUGAUACAAAUUUUAAAAUAAAACAUGAAAAAGUACCUUUGAGCUUCGAAUUAUCUAUUGUGAAUUUUUCUCUUAUAAAACACCGUGACACCCAAAAAUUCUGUUAGCAAGCUUAUUUUUUCCAUUAUGAAAACCCUGAACUGGACCUCUCUCUCAAAGAAUUUUCUUAAUUUUUUGCCACACUCUUUUAAUGCCACAUAAUGUGCCAGGAAAAACAGUGGCACUAAAUAAGGGUAUGCCUGUGGUGAGUUAUGUGAGUUUACUCAACUAUAAUGCUGGGACUAUUUUGGCUUGGAAAACUUUACUUGCGCUUCUAAUUUUUCCCUGUGUUUCUUUAGAAGCGUUGAGAUUUAUAUUCCUGUGGAUUUUAUCUUUCCAACUGCAUAUUGUCUCGUUCGUCUCCGCCUUCAGACAAUGAAAGAGAAAAUCUCUCGUUUCUCUUCGUCGAUGAUGCGCCUGAUUGACUCUUCGCAAAAUCGUUGAAAUCGGGAAAGAAAGAGUUCGAGAUCAACACGCUCUGAAACAAAGGGGUCGAAUGACUCUUGAAAA
Messenger RNA from Notodromas monacha, 3453 nucleotides. NCBI's taxonomy places the organism in Eukaryota, Metazoa, Arthropoda, Ostracoda, Podocopida, Cyprididae. The record is from the annotation of a GenBank genome assembly.